Molecule: messenger RNA, 1424 nt
Organism: Myripristis murdjan (pinecone soldierfish)
Lineage: Eukaryota; Metazoa; Chordata; Actinopteri; Holocentriformes; Holocentridae
Gene: arl6ip4
Product: ADP-ribosylation factor-like 6 interacting protein 4
Exons: 5
Coding region: 149-913 (254 amino acids)
Source: RefSeq, a predicted model, not a curated record
CAUACUGAAGCCGACCACAUUUCCGCACAAACAGGAAGAAGGGCUCGUAGCACAACAUCUCCCAACACUUUCGUGGUAGGAAACCUAUUUUUGUCUUAUUUAAAUAAAUUUUACGUGAAGUUUUGUCUUCAUUUUUCUCGCGUUAGUCAUGGAUCACAGCCGGUCGGCGGACAGACGCUCGGAGUCGUCCAGCAGACGCGGGAGAGAGAAAAAACAGGAGAAGAAAAAACGGAGAAGGUCCUCCUCCUCUUCAUCUUCUGCGUCCUCGUCGUCUUCUUCAUCAUCGUCUUCCUCACCGAGCAGGAGCCCGAGUGCCAAAGCGUCAAAGAAAACCUCGCGUAAGAGCCAAGAUGUGAAAGCCAGUCGAAAGAAACGAAGAAGAAGAUCCUCAUCCUCCUCGUCCAGCUCCUCCUCAUCCUCCUCAUCUUCUUCCUCGGGCGGCGAGAAGGCAAAAAAGAAGAAGAGCAAAGCAAAGAAGAAGAAGCUGAAGAAGAAAAAGGCGAAGCUCAAGAAGCAGAGGAAGAAGGAGAAGAGGAAGGAGAAGAAGCUGAAGAAACAGGCGAGGAAGGCGCAGGCUGCCGAGGCCAUGCCCGGCCCUCCUGUGGAAAAGCCUGCGUCCUUCCUGCAGGUGUGGCAGAGUGAUGAGGGCGCCGCCGAGCUGGGACCUGUCAUGACGGACGAGCAGAAAGCCAGGCUCUCCACCAAGAGGCCCCUCACCAAGGAGGAGUACGAGGCCCGGCAGAGCGUCAUCCGCAGGGUGGUGGACCCCGAAACAGGACGCACCAGGUUGGUUCGAGGAGAGGGAGAGAUCAUCGAGGAGAUAGUCAGUCGAGAAAGACACAAAGAUAUCAAUAAGCAAGCCACCAAGGGGGACGGGAGCGCCUUUCAGAGGAGGCUGGGGAUCAACAGGUAGAGGACGGGUAUUUUCUCCAGGGCUGCUUCCGAAAAUCAUCGUCGUCGUCAACAAAAACUGUUAAAUAUGUGAUUUGUACAGGGAAGGUUUCUGCGUGUCAAUGUCAUGGAUGCACCACUGCUUCCAACAUAAAUAUGAAAACUAAUCUGAACACUAGAGGCUCACUGAUCUAAAACUAAGCUGUCGAGUCAUUGUUCAAAACUAUUAAAACGUUGACAUGGAAAAACUUUGAAAUAAGUCUCUAUAUCUUUUUCACAUAAUUCAACAAAUUGAUAUUUAGUGUGCAGUGCAUGCGUGAACAAGGAGAGUCUUAUUUGCCUUUCAUAAAACACACUGAAUGUACAAAAUAUUAAUAUACUGUUGAGGUGAAUCCAGGUAACAACCAUUAUCUCUCACUGAGACACAUAAAUGAUUUCAUGCGCUGGUACGUUGUUAAAUUUGGACAUGUAUAGUUUAUAUUUCACAGUUGUUGAUUGUUCUUUGCAAAUACAAUUAUAAAUUUUGAAUGCAG